Anastrepha obliqua is the source of this 660-nucleotide messenger RNA. RefSeq lists its product as uncharacterized. The transcript has 2 exons. NCBI's taxonomy places the organism in Eukaryota, Metazoa, Arthropoda, Insecta, Diptera, Tephritidae. The record is from RefSeq and is a predicted model, not a curated record. Bases 1 to 660 code for a protein of 219 amino acids.
AUGCACUUCACCGCCUUUCUAUCAGCCAGUCUUAUCGCCGCUAGCUUAGCUGCUUUGGCGUACAUCCCUGCCGCUGCCGCUGCUGAUUUGCAAUCCGAUUUACGUGAUUUCCAAGCGCUGAUACCGCGGCGCCGCGUCGGUUACAUUGCCGCCCGUCAUUACAUAGUUGAUGCGCGUUUCCGCAAUGCUUUGGCAUUUAUACGCAGCUCAGAAUUCCCGGCCACUUGGCAGCAGAUACGGAAUACGAGCGAAUUUGCAGAGCUUGUCGGAUUUAUGCAACGCCAUGGUGGCGGUAUUGAGAGUGGUUUCGACAUUACCACCAUCAUUGAUCGCAUACCAAAUCAGGUGCGUGCCUUCAAUAUUCCGUCGAAGGUGCCGGUGAGUAUGAUGUUCGAGCGCACAGUGUCCAAUUUUCUCAGCGACGUGGUGCGUGAGUUGCCGCGUGCACGUUUUGCCAGUUUAAUGGCACGCAAGGUGCAGGAGGGCGGUGAAUUUGCGCAGCUCUACAAAGCUGUGCGUAGUCCGGAAUUCAAGGAGUUGUUGCAGCGCACAAAGAAAUCUCCCAGCUUGGCAGCGCCAAUACGUAAGCUUAAUCAAAAUUUCAUUGACGUGGAUAACCUAAUAUCAAUUGGCUUUAAUGUACUGAGCUGGGGUCCAUAG